This is a messenger RNA of Rotaria socialis, 1077 nucleotides long. The record is from the annotation of a GenBank genome assembly. NCBI's taxonomy places the organism in Eukaryota, Metazoa, Rotifera, Eurotatoria, Philodinida, Philodinidae.
AUGACAAAAGUAAAUCAUCGGACGUCAUUGUCGCCAUCGUUUGCACGUAAACGAAAUUUGCCAACACCUCCUCCUUCUGUUUCCGAUAUAAAUGAUUCGUCAUCCUGUUCAUCGACUUCAUCAUCUUCCUAUUCGACGACAUUAAAUCCGAGUGAUAAUAAUACAGUAACAUCGUGUGAUUUAUUAAAUAUUUUAACUGAUGUACGUUUUCAUCCUGUAUUCCAAGCUAUCGAUGAAAUAAAACGACGUAAAUGUCGUCCCGAUCUUGAACGUAUACUUAAAUAUGUUUCGAAACGUUCGACAACAAAAAAUCUAACAGAACAACGUAACGAAAUCCUCUCGAUACUUGAGGAAUUACUUAAAUAUGGACUUAUAACAAAAGUAUUUCACAAAGGUGGUUUUACAAUACGUAUUAAAGAUGAAAAAUAUGCGAAAUUAAUUGAAAAUUUAAAUCUAUGUUGUAAUCAAAAGUCCUCAGCAACUACGUCCGUUACUUCUGAUGAAUCUAUAACUAGUGAACUUGUUGAUCAAUCAUGGUCAUUUGUGAAACCAUCUAUGUCGAAUGCAAAUGAAAUUGUACAUCAUAAACGUGAAACACCAUCACCCGAAUUUGCCGUAUAUAAACCUGAAUCUAUCCCUGAAAAAUGUCAAAUGACCAAAGAAAAUAAUCUCAUGUCAAAUAAAAGACGAAAUCGAAGUCAAACAUGUUCAGCAACAAAUAAAACUAAAAAGUCUCGAAUAGAAAGUAUAUCCAAUCCGGUUGAACAUAUAGUACGUAAGCCGUUAGUUACGAAUAAUAAUUUACCACCGGUAACAAUUGAACAAUUACUUGGAUUACGUGGUGAUAUACCUGAUGUUCAUAAUUGGACAACAAAUGAUUUAAUUAACUUUUUUCAUCAGCAAGGAUAUGAAUAUGCUUCGAUUGUUCUUAAUCAACAUCAUAUUAAUGGAAAUAAAUUAUAUGAAUUAAAGCGUGAACAAGUUUUUCAUUUAUCAACACUUAAAAUUGGUAAAGCACUUAAAUUAUGGAAUGUGAUUGAACAAAUACAACGAAAUAAUAUUUCGUCCUCGUCUUAA